Exserohilum turcica Et28A is the source of this 498-nucleotide messenger RNA. RefSeq lists its product as uncharacterized. The record is from RefSeq and is a predicted model, not a curated record. The coding region runs from base 1 to 498 and encodes 165 amino acids. Lineage: Eukaryota; Fungi; Ascomycota; Dothideomycetes; Pleosporales; Pleosporaceae. The transcript has a single exon.
AUGUCUCAAUCCAGAGCAGCCAGAGCCAUUGUUCAUAAGCCUCCUUUCAAACCAGAUAUAGACAGACCGUCUGUGAUUCUCUACGGAGCCAUGUCUGGCCAGAACAAGAACUGGCAAGGCGACCUUAUAAAUUCCCUGUCCGACCUAUCUGUCGCUAUCUUAGACCCACGUCGGGAUGAAUGGGACAACACCUGGGUCGAGGAUAUCUCCUUUCAGCCUUUUAGAGAACAGGUCGAGUGGGAGAUGGAUUACGCGCGCGUAGCAGAUGUGAUCGCAUUUUACUUUGCAGGCGAGGCUGAAGUGCUACAGCCAAUUACAUUACUAGAAUUGGGACUCUAUGCAGGCACAGGAAAGGCAGUAGUCUGCUGUCCAAAGGGAUUUUGGAAAAGGGGAAAUGUUCAGCUGGUAUGUGAGAGGUAUGGAAUCGAAAUCUGCGAGACACGGGAAGAGCUGGGGAAGAAUGUUAGGAUGAGGCUAUUGGCUAAGCUCGAAGGCUAG